CAGUCGUGGAUCUGCUCGGUUUUCUACUGAACAAUUUUUUUUUUCCUGCGUGUGGAAGGUUUUUAUUUUUAUGUUUUUUUUUUUUUUUUUUUGCGCACAGACAUGGAGUGUGAAGAUGCGGAUUACAGAGGAUUCUCCUCCGCUACUUUAACCGCAUUAUCGUAUCCGCACACACCGACACACUGUUGCUUUUGCCACAAAUAAUCAGCACUAUAACUGCGCGUUUUCUGCCCGCAGGAGUAAAUCUGAGAUUUUUGGAGAAUAGAUUCCCUUUGGAAUCCGUCAGAGCGCGAGCCCGCUAGCCUGGUAGCCAUUAGCUCCAUUAGCCGGCUAAUAGCUAAAAGCAGCUGGCUGCUGCUGAAAAGCUUUGACUUUAUCACGCCAAGGCGACUUUUCCCUGCCCACGGUGCGCUCCUCUGUGGGAUUGGGGAGGAUUUUCUUUUUCAGGCAUGAGGUGUGGAACAGAAAGACGCCGUUUGACCUUGUUUUGGGCUCUGAUGAUGCUGGUUCUGUCGUCCUGCCUCCGGCCCGCCGCCGCAGAGAUCUGUGGCCCCAGCAUCGACAUUGGAAAUGACAUCAGCGAAUUCAAGCGUCUAGAAAACUGCACUGUGGUGGAGGGCUACUUGCAGAUCCUCCUCAUUGUCGACAAAAACAACAACAUCAACCAGGAAGUCUUCCGUUCACUCAGCUUUCCUAAGCUGACAAUGAUCACCGAUUACCUGCUCCUUUUCCGUGUGUCCGGCUUGGACAGUCUGAGCACGCUCUUUCCCAACCUAACUGUCAUCCGUGGGCGUAAUCUUUUUUACAAUUAUGCCCUUGUGAUCUUUGAGAUGACCAGUUUGAAGGACAUUGGCUUGUACAACUUGAGGAACAUCACCCGUGGUGCAAUCCGCAUUGAGAAGAACCCUGAGCUCUGCUACUUGGACUCGAUAGAUUGGUCCCUGAUUAUGGAUGCUGAAUUCAACAAUUUUAUUGCUGGAAACAAGCAGUCUAAGGAGUGCAGUGACGUUUGUCCAGGCAUCAUGGAGAAUAAUCCUCAGUGCAGGAAGACCAUUUUCAACAACAACUACAGCUAUCGAUGCUGGAAUUCUAAUCACUGCCAGAAAGAGUGCCCAGAGAAGUGUGCACGGCGGGCAUGCACUGCAGAUGGUGAAUGCUGCCACCCUCAGUGCCUAGGCAGCUGCAUGAUUCCUGGUAGUGACACGGCGUGUGCUGCGUGCGUGCAUUACUACCACGAAGGUCGCUGUGUGCCCACCUGCCCUGCUGGCACCUACAAGUUUGAGGGUUGGCGUUGCAUCAGUGCUGAGCUUUGCUCCAAAGUCCACCUCCCUGACUUUGACAGCUUCAUCAUCCACGCUGGAGAAUGCAUGCCUGAAUGCCCAUCUGGAUAUACCCGCAGUGCCCCCUACAGCAUGUUUUGCACUGCUUGUGAUGGUCUGUGUGAUAAAGUUUGUGAGGAGAAGGUCAUCGACUCCAUGGAUGCUGCUCAGUCUCUCAAAGGCUGCACUGUUAUCAAAGGCAACCUGGAAAUCAACAUCCGCAGAGGCCAUAACAUAGUGGCAGAGUUGGAGAGUUUCACAGGUCUGAUCCAGCGGGUGACUGGUUAUGUGGGGAUCAAACACUCACACACUUUGAGCUCCCUGGCCUUCCUUCGCAGCCUUAGAUACAUCGAUGGAGAAAGCCUUCUGGAUGACACAUAUGCUUUCUCAGCGUUUGACAACCAGCAGCUGCAAUAUCUUUGGGACUGGAAGCAGCACAACCUGACCAUCAAGACUGGGAAGGUGUUCUUCAGAGCCAAUCCGAAGCUGUGCAUGUCCGAAAUCCGUAGCAUGUGGGAGAAGACUGGCAUUCAGGGUCGCUUUGAUGACACACUCUUCAGAAACAAUGGUGACAGAGCCAGCUGUGAAAGCACUACCCUGAUGUUUAAGUCCAAUAGCACCAGCAGUACAAGGAUAAAGCUGACGUGGCAGCGCUACCGGCCCUCUGAUUACAGAGACCUCAUUAGCUUCAUUGUGUACUACAAGGAGGCGCCCUUUCAGAACAUCACAGAGUUUGAUGGUCAGGAUGGCUGUGGCUCCAACAGCUGGAAUAUGGUCGAUGUAGAGCUGAGGCAGGACAAAGACUUGGACCCUGGAGUUCUUCUCUCCAACCUGAAGCCCUGGACGCAGUACGCCAUUUUUGUUAAGGCCGUCACACUCAUGGUGGAAAACAAACGCAUGCCAAGUGCCAAGAGUAACGUGGUCUACAUCCGCACCAGCCCUGCAGCUCCCUCCAUGCCUCAGGAUGUGCGAGCUUACUCAAACUCAUCCACACAGCUGGUCGUGCGUUGGCUGCCCCCCGUCUCUCCAAACGGGAACCAAACGUAUUAUCUGGUAAGAUGGCAGCAACAAACUGAAGACCGUGAGCUGUACCAGCACAACUACUGCUCGAAAGAACUAAACAUUCCCUUCAGGAUUGCAGCUACGGGAGUCGGAGAGCAGGAAGAGGACACCAAACCCACCAAGGCAGAUUUUGAUGGGGCAGAGAAAGGUCCAUGUUGUCCCUGUCCCAAGUCAGUGGAGGACCUGGAGGCUGAGGCUGCUGAUGCCUCAUACCGAAAAGUCUUCGAAAACUUCCUGCACAACUCCAUUUUUACACCACGACCGCCAGACCGUCGCCGUAGAGAUCUGUUCAGCAUUGCCAACUCCACCGUGUCCCACCUCAGCCAUCCAUCCACCAACAGCAGCACGCUUCCCCCUCUCCAGAGUCCCGGUAAUGGCAGUGUAACGGAUCUGGCGCCAGCAGAGCAGGAGUUUGAGUUCAUGGAGCAGUCUGUGACAGAACGGGAGCUGCAGAUCUCGGGCUUGCAGCCUUUCACAGUUUAUCGAAUCGAUGUUCACGCUUGCAAUCGGCAGGUCGAACGUUGCAGCGCUGCAGAAUUUGUCUUCUCCAGGACCAAGCCUGCAGAGAAGGCUGACGACAUACCCGGCCCGGUGACCUGGGAGGGUCAAGAGGACUGGGUGUUUCUGCGUUGGCCAGAGCCAUCCCACCCAAACGGACUGAUCCUUAUGUAUGAAAUCAAGUUUAAACUGGCUGCUGAGACUGAGAAGCAUGAGUGUGUGUCUGGGCAGACGUAUCGGGCACAGCGAGGUGUUCGGCUGUCCAACCUCAGUCCUGGAAACUAUUCAGUCCGUGUCCGAGCCACUUCACUGGCUGGCAAUGGCUCGUGGACACACACGUUGGAUCUCUACGUGGCUGAAAAACAUGAAAACAUCCUCUACGCCAUGAUCUUCAUUCCUGUGGCCAUCAUCCUCUUCAUCUGCUUCCUGGGUACGGUGCUGGUUGUCCUCAACAAGAAGAGAAACAGUGACCGUCUUGGGAAUGGCGUCCUGUACGCGUCGGUCAACCCGGAAUAUUUCAGCGCUGCUGAAAUGUAUGUACCAGAUGAGUGGGAGGUGGCACGGGAGAAGAUCUCUUUGAGCCGAGAGCUUGGACAGGGAUCGUUCGGCAUGGUCUACGAGGGUGUGGCAAAAGGCGUGGUCAAAGAUGAGCCUGAGACCCGCGUGGCCAUUAAGACCGUCAAUGAGUUGGCCAGCAUGAGGGAGAGGAUCGAGUUUCUCAACGAGGCAUCUGUGAUGAAGGAGUUCAACUGUCAUCAUGUGGUUCGUCUUUUGGGAGUGGUCUCUCAGGGCCAGCCAACCCUUGUCAUCAUGGAACUGAUGACACGAGGAGACCUGAAGAGCUACUUGCGGUCCCUUCGACCAAAGGAGUUUGUGUGUCUGCAGCAGCAGUGGUCCAGUUUGUCUCUCCCUCCUCUAAAGAACAUGCUUCAGAUGGCAGGUCAGAUUGCUGACGGCAUGGCUUACCUCAAUGCCAACAAGUUUGUCCACAGAGAUCUCGCAGCCAGGAACUGCAUGGUGUCUGAAGGCUUCACUGUUAAGAUCGGAGACUUUGGCAUGACCAGAGACAUCUAUGAGACAGAUUACUACCGCAAAGGUGGUAAAGGUUUACUUCCUGUCCGCUGGAUGUCACCUGAGUCUCUAAAGGACGGCGUCUUCACCACGAACUCUGAUGUCUGGUCCUUUGGGGUGGUGCUUUGGGAGAUUGCCACUCUGGCAGAGCAGCCGUACCAAGGUCUGUCCAAUGAGCAGGUCCUCCGGUUUGUCAUGGAGGGAGGGCUGCUGGAGAAUCCACAGAACUGCCCCGACAUGCUGUUCGAGCUGAUGCGGAUGUGUUGGCAGUAUAACCCUAAGAUGCGUCCGUCUUUCGUGGAGAUCAUCAGCAGCGUUAAAGAUGAGCUGGACCCUUCUUUCACAGAGGUUAGUUUCUUCUACAGCACGGAUAACAAGCCACUUGUUGCUCCUCAGCUCCACUUGGACAAUACAGACAAUAUGGAUGAUGUUCCUUUGGACCCUCCCACUUCCCCCCAGCCACAACAAGCCACAGUACCCCAACAGACUCAGCCCUCGCCGGGGCCAGAGGCUCUGCCUGCGUCCUCUUUAGCACCUAGCUCCCCCCCCUCUCCCUGCCCCUCCACCUCUGCCGUGGACAAGCAGCCGUCUGGGCAACAGGCAGCCAAUGGCCUGUCGGGAACGGGCCUGCCAACGCGUACGCCCCUGGAUGACAUGCCGCCGUACGCACAUAUGAACGGAGGACGCAAAAAUGAACGUGCAAUGCCACUCCCACAAUCCUCCGCCUGCUGAUCACAUGGUGUCUCCUGCAACAUGCUGCUCUGCAGUCUGUCUCAGUGGGCAGGUUCACGUUAAAAAAAAAAAAAAAAAAAACAACUGGGCGUGGCUACCGACUGACGAGCAGUGACUCUUUGGAUGACAGAGAUCAUUGUUAGUUUAUGUUCUACUGUACGUCCACCCACUCGUUUUCAUCUUCUUGUAAUUUUGGUUCGUAGCAGCUGGCUGUCAGACGUGACCCUGCUGCCCAAGAAGACAACAGAGAAAAGGAAGAAAACAUCCUUAUUACUAAACUUAUUUUAUAAGUUGUUUUUUUUACUUUUUUAUAUGGAUUUCCAAACAGGGAACAUAUGUAGGCCUUUCUAAAUGACUGGUAUUUUGGUCACUUGUGGGUGGGGCAUUACGGCAAAGCUGUUGAACAUGUCUACAGAAGAAGAAGCAGAAGCACUUCCGGAAGGUCACCAUCUCUGGCGCCGAGUCGGCGUCUUGGCAGCUCUACAAACACUUCAAAACAAAACGAGUGGAGAGACUAAAGCUGCCAAACAAGUUGCCAAAUUGUACUUUUUUUCAAAUUCUCUUUUCUGCAGUCUUUAUUUUCCUGCAUUUUCGAAGGAAGGGCGGGGAAAAAAAUGCUGUUGUAAAAUCCAAAAAACAUCCUUUAUGUUUGUUCCCUGAGCUGAUCACAAAACCGCCAUCAGAAAGACUUUGUUACAUUGAUAUAAACGUGCUGUUACAUCACAAGUGCUGGUCCAUAAAACAUACAGCGAUUAAAGAAAAGCCCCCGAUGAGUUUACUGACCCGCUCAGAGCUGCUGCAACUCCAAAUUUUAAGACGGGUUCAGGAAUAAAUGCAGAUAAAUAUAUUAAAAAUUUUCUGUUUGAUCAGAAUAUUUAAUAAAAUGUGAUGAAACGGUAGCAGGUUCAUCAAAGUGUGUCACGCCUGCAUGUUGCACAUUUGUUUAAAUAUCCUGGUUGUAGGAAAUAGUUUAGUUGGCAUUGAUUGGUGAGGAGCAGCCCGUCUUGAGCGGGUGUGGACUUCACCUGGUCCAAGUUCAGAGGUGUAGCUGCUGGAUUCCACUUGACAUACAGCAGAUGGUUUCUUUGUUUGUUUGUUUUUUAUGUAGUUUUUCUAACUUUUUCUACAUUUGGAGACAUUCAUCGUGUUCAGACGCUGCUAUUUCAUAUUUCUCUUGUGGUUGUAAUAAAUUUAAAAUCUAUGUAUGAGAAGAGAAAAAAACCUCUACAGGUUGGAUCUAUGAACAAUUCCACUACAGUUAGGAUUUUUUUUUUUUUUUUUAUGUUUGUAAAAGUGUUUAAAGUCUUUUUUGUGCGUUGUGUAAACGUUGGGAGCGUUUGCCUUGUUUUUUUUGUUUUUUUUUGACGGCUCUAGUUUCUGCCUCUGUCUGACGUGAGGACGGCAACCUACCGAUAACUGCCGUGUUCUUCCUGUCAGUCUGAUGUUUGGAACCUGAUCCCACAGGGUGAUUUCAGAGUUUGGCUUUCUUAGUGAGUCUGCUGAGAGUCAACAAAUGUCUCCAUGGCUAUUCCUGAUGAGUGGGUCGUCCUGUGGCUUCUGGUGCCAGCCGUCACCGCAGAGUCCUCACUUAAUCUCAGGUCAAAAAUUUCAAUUUUUUUUUCUUCCAUUUUAUUAUAAUUAAACAUCCACAGAGACAUCCAGCCUGGAGCGUGUGCGAUUCUCUGUGAUCUGCUGAUUCUUCUCUUCUUCUGGCCCGUGUUUGUUACUGGAGCGGUGCGGAACCAAAGUGGGUCAGGAUCUGUUUGUGGUGGCUCCUUAACGCAGUUUGUGCUCUGUAACUGUAAUACUGGGUUCAAGGUUAAGCGCAAAUGCAAAAUAGAUGUUUAUUUAAUGUCGUAGUGAGCCUUAAAAAUGUAUUUUUUCUGAAGAAACUUGUAGAAUAAUUUGACUUUGUGUGUCUUUUUGUUUGUUGUUUGCUGCUGGAUUAAUUCACAUUAUUUAUCUUUCUGAUUACUGAUUCUGAUGAUUUUUGUGUUCAACAUUAAGUUAAAUUCACCUCAGUGCGAUUUCUUACAGAAUUUGUGAAACAGCCUUUUGAUGGGGCUGGGGGGAGUUGGUGAGGUGUUACCAUGGAAACACUAAAUCUCAAUAGCACACAUUUAAGUUAAACUAACUUUAUUUUGACAUCGGUAUGUUGAAGAUGUGCAGUUCAACGUGACCCAUUGGUCCCAGCAGGUUUGGUCUGAACAUACGAGCAGACCGUGUGGAACGAACAGACUUUAAACCCAAGAGACAAAGUCCUCCUCCAUGACUUUAUUAUUUAUAUUAUUUUUAUCUUUUUGACGUGUGAAUCACUGUAUAAAUACUUUGAAAGUUUUUUUUUUUCUUUCCUUUUUGAUAAAUGUGUGGGUUGAUUUUUUUUUUUUUUUUUUUUUUUUUUUUUUUUUUUUUUUGUGAUUUGGGGGAAGUUUUUGUCAUUCCUUCAAACAUACAUCUACCUCACUCUUUUUGUUUUCAGUCUUUUUGCAUGUACAGAACAACAAAAAUAUUUCUUUUCCAGCUGGAGCCAGCUUGGAGAGCACCGAAAUCAAACCACAGUCCAGAUCAGCCUUUAUGUCUGAGGUCAGUCUGACGUUUCUGAUGACCCAAAAAACAUGAGCAUAACAAUCCAGGUCAGUCUGACGUUUCUGAUGACCCAAAAAACAUGAGCAUAACAAUCCAGGUCAGUCUGACGUUUCUGAUGACCCAAAAACAUGAUCAUCACAAUCCUUAUCAGCUCUUAUUUCUGAUGGUCCAAAAAUAUGAUAAUACCAAUCCAGAUCAGGUUGAAGUUUAAAUUUUGCCCAAAAACAUGAACAUAAUCCAGAUCAGUCUGAAGUUUCUGAUGGCCCCAAAACAUGAUCAAAACAAUCCAGCUCAGUCUGAAGUUUCUGAUGGCCCAAAAAAUAUGAUCAUUGCAAUCCAGAUCAGUCUGAAGUUUCUGAUUGCCCAAAAACAUGAUCAUAACAAUCCAGAUCAGUCUGAAGUUUCUGAUGGCCAACAAAUAUGAUCAUAACAAUCCAGAUCAGUCUGAAGUUUCUGAUGGCCAACAAAUAUGAUCAUAACAAUCCAGGUCAGGUUGAAGUUUAAUUUUUGGCCCAAAAACAUGAACAUAACAAUCAAGCUCAGUCUGAAGUUUCUGAUGGCCCAAAAACAUGUACAUAACAGUCCAGAUCAAGGCACAUUUGUCACGUGAUGUUUUGAACCUUCGAUCUUCACAGUUUUGAAGGUUUUUUGGGACUUGUUCUUCAAAUGAAGGUUUUGUGUCAAUAGGAGUUGUUCUGUUUGUGGUUUCUUUUCAGUGGCAGUUCUCUCCCACCCACCCCACUGGAACCAAACAGCGAACAAACGUCUCAUUUAAAAGUUUUCUACCAUGUUGUAAAUUAUUUGAAGCUGAUGAGAUUUCUUUCAGAUUGUAUUUUGGUUUUUCUUUUGUACAUGCUGUUGUAAGAAUAAUUUGUCCCCCAUUAAUGAUUUAUCCUGAAUACUGAGAAAAAUUAUUGGCUGAAAGAAAAGUGUCAGUCUGAUUCUUUUUUUUUUUUCUACAAAUAAAAAUGUAUGCAAACGGUU
This is a messenger RNA of Thalassophryne amazonica, 8252 nucleotides long. Its product is annotated as insulin-like growth factor 1 receptor. The transcript is spliced from 21 exons. Gene Ontology annotation, molecular function: ATP binding; insulin receptor substrate binding; phosphatidylinositol 3-kinase binding. Gene Ontology annotation, biological process: protein autophosphorylation; positive regulation of kinase activity; insulin-like growth factor receptor signaling pathway. Bases 450 to 4682 code for a protein of 1410 amino acids. Gene Ontology annotation, cellular component: membrane; insulin receptor complex; axon. The record is from RefSeq and is a predicted model, not a curated record. NCBI's taxonomy places the organism in Eukaryota, Metazoa, Chordata, Actinopteri, Batrachoidiformes, Batrachoididae.